CGCCAUCGAGUUCUGCAAAGCGACUUCACCCAAUCCUGCCAACCCCCCUUUGAAGUCCACACACAGUUCAGAAGCCUCAACAAGGUCAAUGUACCCUUCCUGCAAGAUGAUGCAUUCGUUGUGUUCUGACCGCGGCAGUGCUGCCAAUCCACCAUGAGACGGUCCAUCAUCGCAGCAGCUGGAAUCGUGCAGCUCGCCGUUGCCGACUGGCAGUACAAGUCGCGCACAGAUUUGGCACCGCCUCGUCUGAAUAUCACCAUUCCAGCGGCCGACAAUGUCGAGAAAGGGUACCUUUUUGUAGCUCCUUUUGCCGGGUUUCAUGACACCGCGACGGAGCAGCAUGGCCCUCGUCAGGCCGGCCCGUACAUCUUCCGCGACAACGGAGACUUGGUCUGGUCUGGCUAUGGUAUCUACUCCAUCUGGUCGACCAACUUCCAAGCGGCAAGAUGGAAGGGCCAGGAUGUGCUCUUCAGUUUUGAGGGCGAUCACAACGCUGGAUAUGGGCAUGGGCAUGGACAUACGACCAUUAUGGACCAGCACUACGAGACUAUUCGCGAGCUGAGAGCCGGAAACCAUAAGCUCACGGAUAAGCAUGAGUUUCACGUCGUCAGUGACAACACUGCUGUGAUCCAGAUCUAUCAACCUGUCCCAUACGACUUGACUGCGUGGGGUGCCAGCGAGGAGCAGCAAUGGAUCGUCAACGCUAUCUUCCAAGAGCUCGACAUGAGUACUGGCGAGAUGCUUUUUGAAUGGGCCAGUCUGGACCACGUCACUCCAUAUGAGGCUGUACUCCCACUCAACCCAGGCCAGGCAGGCUCGGGCUACAACUCCUCGGACGCUUGGGACUACUUCCACAUCAACAGCGUCGACAAGAACACUGACGGCGACUACCUCAUCUCCGCGCGUGAUGCAUGCUCAGUCCAUAAGAUCAGCGGUUCUGAUGGCUCUAUUAUGUGGCGAUUGGACGGCAAGAACUCUUCCUUCACGCUUGGCAAGAACGUGACCUUCUGCUUCCAGCACCAUGCCCGCUUCCAUCCCGAGCUCAAAAGCGAGAAUGAAGGCGACAACAUUGAAUACAUCUCCUUGUACGAUAAUUCUGCUCAUGGUACCGAGGACGGUCGUGGCACUGAAGUCCACACCGCACCUACGAGCAGCGGCAAGAUCAUCAAACUGGACACCGAUGCGUGGACUGCUGAGCUUGUGCAAGGCUUCUACCCUCCAGAUAACCUCCGCUCCAAGUCUCAAGGCUCCACGCAGCUCCUCCCUAACGGCAACGUCAUCGUGAACUGGGGUUCCGAGGGCGCUCUCACCGAAUACGACUCUAAAGGCAAUGUACUCUUCCAUUUCUACAUGGACAGUGGCUACCUCGAUCUCGGUGUGGAGAACUACCGCGGCUUUCGCUACAACUGGACCGGCCUUCCUAACGAGGAGCCCGCCAUAGUCGCCCUGGAGAACGAUGAAGGCACCACGGUCUACGUCUCCUGGAAUGGCGACACGGAGACCAAAACUUGGCGCUUCUAUGCUGUGACCGGCAAGUACGGCGCGAAGAGCUUCCUUGGGGAGGCGCCUCGCGUUAGCUUCGAGACUGCUCUGGAGAUUCCAAAUAAGCAGGUCAUGCACGUCGUCGCCGAGGCCGUUGAUGCUAGGGGGAAGGUCUUGAGGAGCACUGGAGUGGCGAAACUAGAACCUGAGAUCUUGCCCGCGACGGCUGGGAAGAAGACGCCUACUUUCGUGGUUCAGGACGAGGGGCAGCAAGCCUGGAUGGAGCUCAAGUGAGUUCCUGGGUCUAUUUCCACUCCCACAGCAGCGGAUAUCUUCGCCCGAGGUGAGAAGUGGCGAAAAGGGAAAUGCGAGGCGGAAUCUAGAAAUUGAGAUUGGCCGCGGUAAGAAAUUGACGGCUCGUGGCAUUAUGUUGAGGAGGUUCUAUACUAGGUAUGUAGUUUUGAUAGCUUCCC
This is a messenger RNA of Trematosphaeria pertusa, 1955 nucleotides long. RefSeq lists its product as uncharacterized. NCBI's taxonomy places the organism in Eukaryota, Fungi, Ascomycota, Dothideomycetes, Pleosporales, Trematosphaeriaceae. Bases 154 to 1776 code for a protein of 540 amino acids. The record is from RefSeq and is a predicted model, not a curated record. The transcript has 4 exons.